AUGGACAACCAGAUCAAAGACUUCAGAAACAGCGGUCCCAGCUCUGCGCCUCGAAAGGAAGCCGAGCACCGCAGACCAACAGUGCCGCGGGCGUUAAGAGCCCCGCCUUCCCGGCCGAUCCGCACAGGCCGCGCGCCUGCCGAGAACCCGGCUCGCGGAGUUGCAGACGAGGAAAAGGCCUUCCAGAGGCCAGACGAGCGCCAAGCCCGACCACCGCCCGGCCUCUCACCCCGCUGUCGCCGUUCAGGUCACCCUACACCUCGAGCCCCGCUCCGCCGCGUCCGGACAGCCCGCAGGCUCGAGCGCGCCGCAGCCGCUCGGCGUAUCCGGGUCCACCGGCGCAGGAAGCAGCGGCGCCGGGGCUACGGCAAGCGGAGAGGGACCAGCAGCACCUGUCCUGCAACGCCCGUCACAGCCGUGCGAGGUCGCCUGAAGUUAAAACGCUCCCGUUGGCCGAGGCAAGGGGCGGGGCUAUAUUCAGACUGCGCGUUGGACGGGUCUGGGGCGGAAUCCAGAGAGCUGAGGACUCCCCCAGAGUCGCCUCUGAUGGCCUCAGCUACGCGACUUGGGACCGCUUGGUCCUUAAGAGGAGGAGAGUGCGCGCAAGCAGAAAUGUUUUGCCUGCCUGCCUGUUGGAUCCUCUGGAACUGGAGUUAAGAGAGUUGUGAGCCACUAUCUGGGUGCUGGGAACCCAGGUCCUCUGCAAGAAAAAAUACUCUCAACUGUUAAGACAUCUCAUCUCACCAUGAACUAUAUAACUGCUUGCUUGCCAUUCCAAACAAAUGAAAAACUCAGGCUGUGGGAUGAAGACAUCUGUGCAGGUCUAUGCUGUAGGAAGUACUACAGCUUGUAUUUAACCACCUACUGGGAAGCCCUUCUCUCUAGUUCCCCUUGCUCCAUUCCCGCCAGCUGCUCGUUUGGAUCACGUGAUUCAGCCUGUCAACCGGAGGAUUCUGAUUUGUGAGUUUACCCCUUAAUAAAUGACUAUUUCUCGAUUCUGAGCUAGUGUGGGAUUUCUUUUUAGCAUCCAACCGCCAUAACAGGUCUAAGGGCUGAAUCUGCAAAAAACUUAAGGAUGUUCUGGAAGGAUUCCACUGGGGUAAAGGGGGCACUGAAGUCUCAUGCUGAGGUAGUGGUAGUCAGUGUGCAGUGAGGAGGGAUACGCUCCAAACCCAAGCUCGGAACAGCCAGGUGG
Messenger RNA from Alexandromys fortis (reed vole), 1195 nucleotides. RefSeq lists its product as uncharacterized. The record is from RefSeq and is a predicted model, not a curated record. Lineage: Eukaryota; Metazoa; Chordata; Mammalia; Rodentia; Cricetidae. The coding region runs from base 1 to 657 and encodes 218 amino acids. The transcript is spliced from 4 exons.